UGGAAGGGGACUGCCCUUAGUGAAAAAUUGGGGUUCGCCUGGGAUCGUCUCAUGGAGUGCUUCCAUUACGCAAAUGGAAUUGUGUGGGAGCCAAACAAUGGAGCGUGCCGAGAAGUGCUUGCUAAAGUCGCCAAUCUAAUAGUUCACUUAGAUGAUGUUUAUGAUGUGUAUGGAACUCUAGACGAACUAGUUCUCUUCACCGACGCCAUUGGAAGGUGGGAAGAAAGUCCUAGUGAAAGACUCCCCGAAUACAUGCAAGCACUCUAUUCCGUGAUGUACAACACAUCCGCUGAGGUGGCUGAAAAUGUGUUGGAACAACAUGGUUGCGACGCUCGUCAUGUUCUUCAGAAAGCGUGGCGAGACAUGGCGGAGUCUUUCCUGGUGGAGGCAAAGUGGCACCAUGGAAACCACAGACCAACACUGCGUGAGUAUCUGGACAAUGGAUCAAUUUCAGCCUCUGCUCCACUGUUGCUGCAACAUACGUUUCCCCUGCUGCGUGUGGAUGAAAAGAUCACCCCAAUGUCUCUUGCUAAAGUUGGAAGCUACCCUAAAUUAGUUCAGUCAGCGUCGUUAGUUCUUCGGCUCUGCAAUGACUCUGCAACCCACUCUGCCGAGCUGGAGCGAGGGGAUGCACCAUCAUCAAUAGCUAUUCACAUGUCGGAGAACAGCUCCAGUGAGCAAGAGUCCCGUGAAGCCAUGGAAGACCUUACUAUGGAAGCCUGGAAGUCGAUUAACGAAGAUGCAUUCAAACACUACCGAUUUUCUAGAUCUUUUGCCAAGACUUGCGUGAAUUUGGCUCGAAUCUCACAUUGUGUUUACCAAGGUGGGGAUGGUUUUGGUGCGCCGGAUAGUCGGAAGAAAAAGCAAAUUAGGGAGUUGUUCUUGGACCCUUUCAUGAUUGAGGAACAUUAAACGGUGGGAAACACAUAUCUUAGAAAGAUGUUAUAUAGGCUUAAUUAUCUGUAG
Aegilops tauschii subsp. strangulata is the source of this 966-nucleotide messenger RNA. Lineage: Eukaryota; Viridiplantae; Streptophyta; Magnoliopsida; Poales; Poaceae. The record is from RefSeq and is a predicted model, not a curated record.